Vanessa tameamea is the source of this 4660-nucleotide messenger RNA. It is a transcript of the gene sll, whose product is annotated as adenosine 3'-phospho 5'-phosphosulfate transporter 1. Gene Ontology annotation, cellular component: Golgi membrane; endoplasmic reticulum membrane. NCBI's taxonomy places the organism in Eukaryota, Metazoa, Arthropoda, Insecta, Lepidoptera, Nymphalidae. The record is from RefSeq and is a predicted model, not a curated record. Gene Ontology annotation, molecular function: 3'-phosphoadenosine 5'-phosphosulfate transmembrane transporter activity. Gene Ontology annotation, biological process: transmembrane transport. The transcript is spliced from 8 exons. The coding region runs from base 129 to 1400 and encodes 423 amino acids.
GCUCGUUAGAAUCAGGAUUUCGGUUAAGUAAACAUGAUUUUUUCUAAUAUAAGUUAAUAUAUUUGUGCAUUUAUAUAACAUAUCAAUCAGUAUUAUUAUAUAUCUGAAUUAAUUUAAAAAUAUAAACAAUGAUGCGCUCGAAGCUCAUUAUUGGGAUAGUUCUAGUGUUAUGUGUGCUAGCUACAUGGCUUUUUGGCCGUCUAUACCGUGAACUGCUGUAUGUUUAUGAGCAAACAGGCACGCUCACAGACUCGGAAUACUCAUGGGUUUUCAGGCUAUUGCUAAAUCUGGUGGGUUAUUCCACAGUCCUGUUGCCGUGUUAUGUUUUAUACAAGUACCUUGAGAAGACAAAUUACUUUGACAAAAUUUCUAAUAACUCGUGGAUCUCUCGAAUAUUGUUUGCUUGCUUCUCCGAACAUGACCACAUCCCUGAGUCACUAAAACCCGUGAAAGUGGAAGAAAACCCUAAACAUGAAGGAUUGGAACUGGCCUUUUGCUUUAGUGGUCUCAUGGGUGCGUAUCUUGUGUGGGGACUACUACAGGAGAAGAUCAUGACACAGAACUACGUAAUGCCGGAUGGAUCACAUCAAAAAUUCAAUGACUCCCAGUUUUUAGUAUUCAUCAAUCGACUUCUAGGCUUUCUAAUAGCACUAGUGAGGCUCCUGAGUACAGGCCAGCAGGUGAUAGCGGCCCCGCUCUACAAGUUCUCCUACUGCUCGCUCACCAACAUCAUCAGCGCUUGGUGUCAGUACGAAGCACUUAAAUAUGUCAGCUUCCCGACGCAGGUGCUCUCGAAGUCGUGCAAGGUAAUCCCGGUGAUGCUGAUGGGCAAGCUGAUCUCGCGCAACAAGUACGAGGGCUACGAGUACGGCACGGCCGUGCUGAUCUCGGCGGGCAUGGCGCUGUUCCUGCUGGGCGGCGCGCGCGGCGCGUGGGCGGCGCCGAGCGCGGCGGGCGCGGCGCUGCUGGCGCUCUACAUGUGCUGCGACAGCUUCACGUCCUCGUGGCAGGGCGCGCUGUUCCGCCGCCACGCGCUGCGCCCGCUGCAGAUGCUCUGCGCCGUCAACCUCUGCUCGUGCGCGCUGUCCGCCGCCGCGCUGCUGCACCGCGCGCCGCCCGCCGCCGCGCUGCUGCACCACCCGAUGUUCGUGUCGGACUGCCUGCUGCUGUCGGCGAGCUCGGCGGUGGGGCAGCUGCUCAUCUACCGCACCAUCGCGCGCUUCGGUCCGGUGCUCUUCACCAUCAUCAUGACGCUCAGACAGGCGGUGUCGAUCCUGAUCUCGUGCGCGGUGUACGGGCACUCCAUCUCGGCGGAGGGCUGCGUGGGCGUGGUGCUGGUGUUCGCGGCCGUGUUCCUGCGGAUCUACUGGCGGAAGAGGAAGCCGGCCGCCAUCAAAUAAACACCUAAUGUUCAUUAUUAUCGAGCUGUGAGCUUAGCGACUGUAUAGACAUGUCCCGGUCUUAUUAUUGAAAUAUGGUAACUAGACUGACUUAGUGGUACCACUUAUAUUUGUAGAUAUACUGUCAAGAAAAAGUGUUUUCGUAAAUUUAUUUUAAACAGUACAUUAAAAUCCCUUGAAUUUGAUUAUAAACAUAGACACGAUUUGACAAUGUUAGCUUUUGUACAUAGUGAGGUUUAAAUCUGGCGCAUUCACGGUAUUGAAAUUGCAUAAUUAUAUGAUUUGUGAUACACACUAUACAAGCGCACAUAACAUAAAUACUUUAUUGAUAUUUAUAUGAGUGAAAAUAUUUUUCUUAUACAAGUUUAUUUUAGUGAGUGCAGGCAUUAUUUAUUGGUACUAAAUGACGACGACAAUUAUUGUACUUCUAGUUACCUAAGAGUCGAAUAUUUGUAGAUAUUUCUAUAAUAUUAAUGUGUUUUAACAUUUUCCGAUACGACGCGGUACUAUUUCUGCGUUGUCUGUAAUGUUUAGUGACGAUCUAACUUCAGAUUACAAUCUCUGCCUCUUUAUUCUCAAUCUCAACUCAAUCUCUAAUCUCAUCCAUAUUGAUGAACUUGAAGGCUUAGUGGCCAGCUCACGCAGCUGCAAUCACGAUACCGAGAGCUAAAAUGUUGUAUAUGUGAGGAAAGACAUAGCGGGUGCUGUGUGUGUACGUAAGCACACACUUGUGCAGUAUAAUAAUUCCGGCAUAGUCGACUAGUCCGAUGUGCCGAUGUUGCCAGAUCUAGUUCCGUUUGCAUGACUUAUGAAUACAUUGACAAUGUGAUUAUAACUAUAUAUGUGCAGAAAAUAUAACGAAAAUUUGAAAUAUUAUUUCAAUCUUUCCAUCCCUCUUUUAUUCUGUCCCCACAAUAUGACAAUCAACUCACAUACUCGUACGACCAUAGUCCACCAAGGUAAUCCUUAUUUUUUUUUUUUUUUUUUACGAGGAGGAAAUGCAUUUACACUUUCCGCCCGUUCGAAAGGGGGACCGGGACGGAUAUGUGGGAAUCUCGGGGCUGAAGGCCUCGUCCUACCCACUAAAACCUCGGAUUUCCGCCUCGCCGCAAGGCGGCAGGACUACGGGAACGCAUGUGGAUCACCACCGCGGCCCUGCCAGCGGCCGUCGCUGUAAAGGGGUGACCCGUCUCGAAGACGUGCCAAGGUUACGGCACGCCUUCCUACUCUGCCUCCGUCAGAGCUGUGACAGACUCCCGCGAGUCUGCCACUAGAGGCUAGGCCGCAGCGGACCUGAUGGAAAGUUCCACUGUCAACCACAUUGUGUCUCGUUUAGCCCUGCAUCCGGCCUCGAUGGUCGCGGUGCCGUCUACCCGUUCUCCGAUGACGCAGCGGGAGGGAGUUGGUGUCAUCCUCCCGCUGUCGUUCAGCCUCCUCCUUUGCGGACAUUACGACUUCGCUGAAGACUCGUAAUGCCGCCCACGCCUCUUCGCUCGCGACCAUCCUCCGAAUUAAGGCCGGAAGCGAUAUGUCUCCGUUAAAGGCCGUGGACAGGGCUGCGCGAGGCUCCGCCCAUGCGGGGCACUCUGCGCGCGUGUGUUCGGCCGUGUCCACGGCUCGUAAGUGUUUGGCGAAGCAGCCGUUACCGGUCAUGAGCUGCGUCAAGUGGUACGUGAGUGGGCCGUGUUUGCGCUCGACCCACUCUCUCAAAACAGGACGAAUGGCCGCUACGAGUUCCCCACUGGCAUCCGGAACUCGUAGCCGAUCCUCCCACUUGUCCAUGAGGCGAUGUCUUGCCUCCUCCCUCCACUGUUGUACUUCACGCAGGAGGGGUCGGUUCCCGCCUGCUCGUGCAGCCUUGACCCGCCAGUAGACGCUCGAUUUGAUCCCGGCUUCGAGGUCCCAUGGCGGGCUUCCGGACAGCAAGCCGGCUGCGGGGAACGACACCGUCCGGUACGCCCGAGCCGCCCUGAGCGCCCUCGCCCGCUGCGGACGUCCAGCGAGGCGACGUUGCGAGCGCUCAGAGCGGCCGCCCAUAUCGGCCGGCACCACGCCGGUGUACAGUCGUCUGCACGGCGCUCCUGGCCCUCCGACAUUGGGAAAUAUUCGCCCCAACGCUCCGGCUGCGGCCACCAGUCUUGGGGCCAAGCGCCGGAAGUGCUCCUCAAAUUUCCACCUGCCAUCGAGGACGAGUCCCAGGUACUUCAUCGUCGACUCGAUGGUGAUGGAAGUUCCGCCGACGGUUAUGCGCAUACCCUGAGGUGGCGCGUUCCGAGGUCCAUGAGAGACUAGGGCCUUGGAUUUGUGUAAGGCCACCUCCAGGCCCAGUGCACGUAUGCGAUGGACCGCAUGUGCCACCCCCGCCGUAUCAAGGUAUGCCGCCUCCUGAUGGGUGCUGCCGCGGGCCGACACGAGGGUGUCAUCAGCGUAGCAGGUGGCGCUGACCCCCGCAAAGUGGUAAACGAAAAUCACAAAACAAAACGUUACAACAAAACCCCUCCCAUUUGCCACGAAGCCGCUCACACGGUCCACUUUGCAAAACAGAGAAGUACCAGGAGCGGCUCGUGGCAUUCCCGCCGCGUCAGUCUUAGCCGUUGCCGAUGAAAACAUCGUCGCACCGUUGCCCAGGGUGCGCCACGAGGAGGCGACUGACAUGCGCCCCACCGAGGCAAUCCUGCCUCUACCACAGAUCCUACUUACUAACUCCUCUUACCUACUUCCCCUUUUUUCAUAAUAUUUACUGUCGUUGCCAUACUGCAAAUAUAUUGCAAAGCAAUAAUUACUUAUUUAAUAAAAUUAUUUUAACUUAUAAUACUAGUUAAUUAUGUAUUAUGGCAACCAUUACAUUACAGAUGAAACAGCGUCAGGGGAAACUUGCCAAGCUAAUUUUCCAAUUGUGUAAAUGCUAGACGGCGUUAGUGUCCUGUGUUCAGUACCCUAUUAGACCAUUGAAAUUGGAGCCUUCUCAGACUCAUCAUCGUCAUCCUGACGAAAUAUUUUAUUGGCGGGCGAUGAAUGCCUCGACGUGUAAUGUGUAGGAAGCAACACCAACAGUGUCGCAGAGUGGACAGGACACGAGCGUAUUACUGUCGGUCCGCUUUCCGCUAUCGGAGAAUGUGAGAACGCUUUAACAUAAACAUAUAGAUUGUACGGUGAUUUUGUAACGUUAUACUCGAAUACGUACAUCUCGUAGCUGUUAUAUAAUGAAGUAGAGUUGUGUACAUAUCUGGGAAUAUGUGGAAUAAAUAUUUAUAACAUUU